AUGGCUACUUUCCAUGAUAAAGACCAUAAUAUAGUCGAAAUUGAAGAUCAUGGUUGUGAAAUUACUACAGAAUUGAGUGAAAGCAAUCAUGAUGAAUUGGUGAAUAAUGGUGAAUUUAAUAUAGGUGAGAUCGAACAAAAUGUCAAUGCGGAUGCGAAGAGUGAUGUGAAUAAUGACGCAAUAGAGUUAUGUAUUGGAAUGGAGUUUCAAUCACUAGAUGAUGCUUUAAUGUGCUAUACUAAUUAUGCAAAAUAUGAAGGUCUUGGAAUUCGCAAAAGCCGCAUAGUAAAGUCUAGAAAGAAUCAAAUGGUUAUUGGACAAGAUUGUAUUGUCGAAUUUGUUGGCGACUGGGCAACGGAUUCACCCUUUGAGCUCCCUGAGGAAUUUCAUUAUCUCUGUAAUUUCUCAGCUCACAAGGUUGCUUUUACUGCCUUCAAUGCUCCCAGGCUUGGCAGUUUAACACUCCAGUAUUAUUGCAAUGAUGACGAUAUCGACGAUUAUGUUCCUAUUCUCCCGGUUAGCUUGGACUUGUCAUUUAUUCAUACUCUUUGUUUGGAUUUCAAUUUCAAGCCUUUCAAGCUUUUUGCCAGCGAACUUACUAGAUGGGGACCUGAACUAAAUGUGGAAUGCGUGGAGUUAUACGAUGUCAAUGUUCUUUAUGAUGAUGACUUCUCUUCAUUUAUUCAUUCAUUACUAAUAUGUCCGAAAUUACGCAAGCUUGACAUAUAUCAUUUAUACUUUUAUGCAGAAAUCUCUAGAUCUAUACUUUGGGAGGAACUUCAAAGUGCAGCUAAAGUGCUUAAAAUGCUUCACACUUUUAAGCUUAGAUUAUUCAAUGGGUCAAGGUUUGAAUUGCAAUUCAUCGAGGUGCUACUUGCUUGCUUUCCCGCACUUGAAAAGGUUGUCAUUAUUCGCCAUAUGGAGUUUGAUUCCAAUGAGGAGUUUGAAAUCAUGCAAAAGUUUUUUCAUUUUCCUCGUGCAUCAAAGAAAGCAAAAAUUGUUUACAUAUAAGCAUCUUAUUAUAUUUUUGUUGAAUUAAUAUAUGCAUCUCCUUGAUUCACUCUUUGAGUUCAAUAUUUUGUAAUGUACUAAUGGUUAACUCGAGUAUCCUUACUAGUUGAAUCUUCGAGAACACUACCCUUUUUUGGUUUUGAAUUAA
Ipomoea nil (Japanese morning glory) is the source of this 1159-nucleotide messenger RNA. RefSeq lists its product as uncharacterized. Lineage: Eukaryota; Viridiplantae; Streptophyta; Magnoliopsida; Solanales; Convolvulaceae. Bases 1 to 1011 code for a protein of 336 amino acids. The transcript is spliced from 5 exons. The record is from RefSeq and is a predicted model, not a curated record.